Agrilus planipennis (emerald ash borer) is the source of this 5817-nucleotide messenger RNA. RefSeq names its product rho guanine nucleotide exchange factor 18. The coding region runs from base 580 to 5091 and encodes 1503 amino acids. The record is from RefSeq and is a predicted model, not a curated record. Lineage: Eukaryota; Metazoa; Arthropoda; Insecta; Coleoptera; Buprestidae. The transcript is spliced from 25 exons. Gene Ontology annotation, biological process: regulation of Rho protein signal transduction. Gene Ontology annotation, molecular function: guanyl-nucleotide exchange factor activity.
GCACGUUGUAGAUCUCCUGUCAUGUUCAUGUCAUGGUCAUGUAAUACAAUUUUUAAGGUGUGCGGUUGUUUUGUUUUUGAUGUUGACUGUUUUGCUUUAACAAAGUGACUGCUAAAAUUCUUAGCAAACUGGUAGCUGCAAACGUUUCGUUUUUGUACGUUUAGUAGGUUAACUAAAACAUCUAAAAGACUAUCGUUCUUCUUAGUGAUUAUAAAUAGAACAGAUAUGUAAAACGGUCAACUGUUUUUGAAUUGUUAUAUUAUUAUGAAGAAUUUCUUCAUAGAUGUUUUAUGUUUAUUAUGCUAUAUACAUCGCAAAAAUUUUUAAUUGAGUUUAUUAAUUUAGUGAAUGCUAUAGAUUAUCUAGAUUAUCCAGCUAUGUAAAUUUUCUAUACACAUAAGUACCUCUAUACGUCAAAGUAUUUCAUGUUUCCCUAUGUUCGGGGAGCUAAGUGUAGGUGUUUGACUUAUCCUUUGAAAGUUAAGUUAAUAAUUAAUAACAAUUCUAUUGUGUUGCUCCAGUGUUGCGAGUAAGUGCUUUUUAUAAAAGAGAUGCAAAAAAGUCGAGUGCACCUUUGAAAUGGAAAAGCUGAAUACGGAGCUUAUUCCCCUUUCAUCUGAUGAGUGUGGUCAAAGCGGAGGUGAGGCUGACAGUGACGAAGACGUCAUCACCAACUACCACCACCUCCAUCAACAUCAUCACGUUGCUGCCGGCCUCGAGAUGUUACCCAGGCCGGUGCCGUUACCCACCAUCAGCGUCACCCCCCAUUCUCCAGCAAAUAAAACUUACCCCGUACUCGAAGACAGCCUCCAACAGGUCCGGGAGUUACAUGAAAGUGUUCAGCGGAUGAGAAAUGCCACCAUUCAGGGUAAUUCGUACAUUCAUUCAUCUAAAGACUUUGCUGCAUUCGCUUUGAAUCCAUUGCUAGCUCAAGUAGCGAGACUAAGCUCUAGCUGUCCUACAUUAAACGAACCUGUGACUGAGUCUGAUGCGGUGGGAGAAUCGCUGGGAUCGUCACCUGUACAUCAGCCCUUAAGCCGUAAGGGAAGCGGGGCUCAAGAUUGGCUUCUUGGAAGAGAUUUGGAAUUGCAUUCACAACGAAGAAGAUCAUGGACCGCUUUAGACGAUCUUUCCCGUAUAAAAGACAAGAGAAAGAAUCCGCGACAGAGGAGUAUUUCGUUAAGCAGUAUGGAAUCAGAGGCAGACGAAUCAUCUUUAUUAGAUAAUGUGGACGGUAGUACAGCUAGACUGUUGGGGGCAGAUCCUGUAAUAGUAGUAAGACGGGGGCAUAGAGGCUCGGGGGGUGGAGCUAGCACUCACUCUUUAAACGAAGCUGAUUUACAGAACGACUUUAACAAACUCAAAGCAAAGCGAGAUGCAGAACAAUCUCAACUGUUACCUGCUCGUUUGCCUCUUCAGAAAUCUGUGUCGACCCCUUCUAUUAUAGCGGUACGCGAAUUAGCAACUGAAGCCAAUCUUGUUGGUGCGCAACCCACAAUACCCGUGAGCCGUCCGAGUGGGACGGAGAGCGAGACGGAAGAAGAAGGAGGCAGCAGGUCCGGACUUCCCCGAUUCGAUUCGCACUCUAUAGCACACUUGCACCAUGUUCCGUACGAUCACUCUGAAAAAAGACGAAAAAGGGGCAGUUUGUUUUUCAGAAAGAAAAAGGAUAAAUCAAAGAAGUUCACCCACCAGUGGUUGGCAGCUAGUUUUGUUUCUUCCAAUAUCUGUGAUUUUUGUAACAAACCUUUGAGCAAUAAGCCUGCUCUUUACUGUGAAAAUUGCGGAACCACAGUUCACCAAAAUAGUUGCAAGGACAAUACUCCAGACUGCAUUAAAUCGAAAAAUUCAAAGAAUUCUGCAAAAAUUCCUCCAUUUGCCGUACCCCUACCGAACGCUAAAAUAAUCGUCAAAAGAGGAUCAGGUUCAUUUUCAGGACAAAGUAACUCAAAUUCGUCCAAUCAUCAAAUACUGGGAGAGGACAAGGAUGGAGAUUUACAUGGUCACCAUGACAGUACAAACUUUCCUGAUGAUGUUCCUUUGGUGCCAUUGGAGUUUUUGUCAGACGCUCCUUUAACGGCUGCUGAGUUGUCUUUCGAUUUAAGUUUAGGAUUACACGAGAACGAACCAGAUUCGUGGACACCGUAUGUCGGUAAAGAAUUGGCAAAAAAAUUGAAAGAAAAAGAGGUCAAAAGACAAGAACACAUCUACGAGUUUAUAUUGACUGAAAAGCAUCAUUGUAUGACUCUUCUGGUUAUGCAAAAGAUUUUUGUGGAGGGGUUGCAAAAAUAUUUUACUUUGGGUGCGAAUUUGGAACGAAUGUUUCCACGUCUUCUAGAUCUUACUGAAUUACAUUUAGAAUUAUUGUCAAAAUUGCGCCAACGUCAACGAGAGGCACCAGUAGUUCCGACAAUUGCUGAUAUACUUUUGGAUCAAUUUUCGUCACAAAAUGCAUCUAAAUUGAAAUCAGCAUAUGGCGAGUUUUGUAGUCGACAUCGUGAUGCUGUAGAGAUUUACAAAUAUUACUUCCAAAACGAUUCACGAUUCGGUCAAUUUGUUCGUCACUGUCAAAAUAAUCCUUUACUCAAAAAGAAAGGAAUCCCUGAAUGUAUAUUAUUUGUCACACAACGUCUUACUAAAUAUCCACUUUUGAUCGAACCUCUUAUAAAAACAAGUAAAGAAAAUAGGCAAGAACAGGAAAUUCUACAAAAGGUACUUGCUCUUGUUAAAGAAAUUCUAGUUGAGGUAGAUUCACAAGUAGCUGAGAAAGAAAAGGAAGACAGAAAGUUAGAGAUAUAUAAUAGAAUUGAUGCGAAAUCGUAUACGAUUCAUCGAGGACGGAAAUUUAAGAAAUCAGAUAUUUUACAAGGCAAUAGAUCAUUAAAAUUCGAAGGCGUAGCUAUGUUGAUGCAGGGCCGGAGUAAGAUGCAAGUUGUGCUCGUUAUAGUACUCACAGAUGUCUUGUUCUUUUUACAAGAAAGUUCUCAUAAUAAAUAUACGUUUUUUACUCCUGAAAGUAAGGCUGGUGUAAUUUCGUUACAAAAACUAUUAGUGAGAGAAAAGGCUGGUCAAGAAUCUCGUGGCAUUUAUUUAAUCUCGUCAAAUCCUGCAGAUCCUGAAAUGUUUGAACUGAAAGUUCAUAAACCAAAAGAUAAGCAGGUGUGGAUACAAGCAAUCAGGAAUGCAGUUCAAAAUUGUCCAGAAGAGGACGAAGACUCUCUUUUAUUAUCAACCGAAGAGAAACAAGCACAACUUAAUGCGAAACAAAAUCAAAUCAAACAUCUAAUUGACUCAGACACGGAUAUUGAAGGUCUCCUAAGGCAGAAAGACAUAGAACAAGCUCUUUUGUUGGAAGAGAAAAUGUCACUUCAGUUGAAGUUAUUAGCUUCAGCUGGUCUUGAGCCUCCUUCACCACCUUCUUAUCGACACUUGGUAGGAGAGAAUGUAGAUACUGGCCAAGUGUGGAAGGAAGUAUUGACAGCAGUACAGGAAGUUAGUCAUCUUGCUAGUUCAUUGUAUACAACUGGAACGAAUCUUUCUCGGAGUGUGAGUUCUGCAGGUGAACAUCAAAGUGAGACGUAUGUGUCACCUGUAUUGCCAAAAAGAGCAGAAACUUUUGGAGGAUUUGAUAAUUCGCAGCCUCCCAAUAAGCUGCUAAAUAAGAAGUUGCAAUCGUCAGGUGGAAAUUCCGCAUGUACUCCAGAAGUGGAACCGUUAAAGCCGGGAGAUAGUCGACUUUUUGAUAAAUUGCCCUGGCGGCACUGUCAAAUAUCUGGAACUUCGUCUCUUACCAGCGAAAUUACUCCAACUGAUGGCCAGCAUUUAGCACAUCCUGAUGUACCGACACUUCUUACUUUAGGAAAAGAACAACAAUACGCUGCCGUACAACUUUCACACUAUGUUUAUACUUUGUUGUGCAUUAUUUCACAGCUGAUGACUACUAAUGAUAGUUUGCAAGCUCAAUUGGCAGCCCUUAAAGGAGAAGGAGGUAAAUACAAACACAAUCAGCAGCUGGAAGAAUUGAGGAAUUUACAAGAUAAGUUAAGUGUAGAAAAAGCAGCUUGGGCAGCAGCACGUGAAACAGAAGCAAAAGAAUUGGAAGAAAAACGACAGGAACUAUUAAAAGUUCAAGAACAAAUCAAAGCCGAACAGUCUGAUAUUACACAACAAAGAGAGCAACUGUACAGGAAGAUGGAGAUUCUUACAAGUCAGGGUUUGCUAAUAUCGCCCAAUGUAGCGAUUCCAGUAACAACUAAAGACACAGACCAUUGUUAUGGGAGUGGGAUACCUCUAAAUGAAGAUAGCAGCAAUCAGAGUUCAGAAGAAACAAGUCCGUCUCAAUCAGAUGGCUCGCCACUAGUCAGUUCUUGUUCUAGCAGCAAUAACGUCUAUGCUACUGGUACAGAGAGGCGAAAAGACUCGAAAUGGAACAAAAGCUCUUCAAAGUCGCAGUUGCCCCAACAUUUAAUAAGUGCCACAAAUCAACAGAAGGUCACUCAGGGCAUUGCGAUUAAACAGCAAUUGCCCUUAAAACUAGCCACCAGGUUAAGUAGCGGUGGAUCUAAUACAACAUCUACCCCGCAACCGCUAAAUAAUAACGGUGCUCCUCAGCAGAUGCUUCCACUAAAAUUGAGUCAGGACGAAAAAGUUAGAAGGACUAGCACUUCUGGAUAUCAGAGACUUGGUUCCGGAAGCAGAAGUCCUACAUCAGGGUCUGGAGAUUCGACUCCUACUACGCCACAUUCACAUAGUCGAACGGGCUCGAGCCCGGCUAUGAUGCAAGGAGGUGCAGUGCCGAGCGGCUCGGCCACUCUUCCAACGAAUCACCAACAGCAACACUACGUCCAGCAGCAGGCCACUGUGGGCGUCAUGGGCAUGGUAAGUAAUAAUAACAAUAAAGCGUCGCGGACGCACACGUAUCCUAAAUUGCCCGACAAGUUUAAAGUGCGAAAUGAUACUCAGUCGCACCCCCACCACCAUCACUCUCAACAUCAUCAUCAUCCACACCAUCAUCAACAGCAGGUACAACAGCAACAGCAUCCGCAACAGCAGCAACAACAACAAACUGACGAAAAGGUCAUAUACUUUUGACAGUUAGAUAGGUGUCAUAUUAUUAUCAUAAUCGUAAUAAUUAUUAUAGUUGUAAUCGUCGUACGAUGUUACGAGUGUACGAAAGAGUGUAAUAUUGCCCAGGUCUUUGCUACUAUAAGCGAGAAUGUGAUCGAGAGAAAGGAAAACAUUUAACUUAUUAUUACGAUUGCAAAAGGUAUUGAUAAUGCUAAAGAGGAAGUAUUGUUUGUUAUAAGAGUAGCAGUAUUUGGUUAAAAACAUUGUUGUUUUAAAAACAUUUCUAGCACGAAUUGAAGGCAGCAGUAAGAUGUUACACAUGAAAAAAUCUUGUUAAUAUAUUUUUAACCAAGUGCUGCUAAUUAUACAGUUUUAUAGCAUGAAGACUUAAUUUUUAUUAGCAUCUAAUGAAUCGGCAGCUGAAUGUGCAUAUGUCGAAAAUGAUUUUUUUAAUUACUUAAUUUUGUUUCCUGAGAAACGUAAGAAUAUGUGAAAGUACGAAUGAGUUUUAAUAAGCUGUGAUUGCACUCUCUAUUGUAGUUCGGCCCUUGUCUAUUCUAGGUAUCAAGAGGUCUUUUAAUCAGUAUUUUCAAAAGUUUUCUUCGUGAUCGUUCGCCAACUUUCUUAUAAAUGAAAUAUCCGUCCAGUCUGUGCAAUACUGGUAAAUUAUGUAUAACGUAAAAUGUUUGAAAAUAUUUAUUUUAAAUAUACUAAUCUACUAUUAAAACGAAAAAAUCUCAUUCAGUUAUA